AUGCGCUUCAAAGCGACCCUCAAGGACGCCAAGGGCCUGCUUGGUGUUCUGCAGGUGUGCCGCAGUAUCCAACGCGACUGCAUCGUGCGCCUGCAGUCAGAGCGCAUCCGCUUCUUCUCGAACACGAACGCCGCAGAUGGGGUGCAGGUGUGGAUGCGAUGCCAGUCGUCGUUUCUCUUCUCCGAGAUGGUCUGCGACUCCGGCUACGAUGAGCACUCCAUCACGUGCGAGGUGCUCGACCUCGCACAGCUCAUCCACAUCGUAAAGCAGGCAGAGACGCGCGAUCGAUCUCACCAAGGGACCACCUCGCGUGUGCAGGUGCGGCUGGCCCGCAACGGGCGGUAUCCAUUGUGGCGGGUAGCCAUGCAGGGACUCUCUGGUCAGCCAGACCUGAGCUUUGACGUUCCGCUGCGCAUCCUCGGGGACCGCGAAAUCCAAAGUCUGUCUCCGCCACCGCUAGAGAGGCAGCACCUGCAGAUUCUGGUGCCAGACAUGCUAGAGCUUACCACCUUUAUUGACAAGCUGAAGAACACGGCAGCCGAUAGCGUCACCUUUUCGGCGCGCGUGCUGAUGCCGCCGACGCCGCGGCACGGCACAGAGGACGGCGAGGCCGAAGACGCCGAUGAUGGGGCGGGGGUGCGCCGGGGGGUGAAGCGGCCGCGCGACAAGGACACGCUACCACUGGCGAGCCUUCUCAUCUACGCCGAGCACUUCAUGGCGCGCUUCUCUCUCAAGUACGAGGCGGUCGAACUGGUGGAGCAGCCGGAGAGGGAAGACGAUGAUGACGGUGACGAUGAUGACGGCGGUGCCGUGGAUGACGUUCGCGUGGCUACUGUCAUGGUCGAGACGCGGAAGUUCGCGCGCUUCUUUUCGGCUGUGAAGGAGCUGGACCCGAUGAAGAUGUGCAUGUACUUGGUGGACCACCGAGCACUCGUGCUUAGCGUGUUCGCAGUUGGGAACACCGCGAUGGUGGCCUAUAUCCCCGCAAGAGCGUAG
This is a messenger RNA of Leishmania mexicana MHOM/GT/2001/U1103, 996 nucleotides long. RefSeq lists its product as hypothetical. The coding region runs from base 1 to 996 and encodes 331 amino acids. The record is from RefSeq and is a predicted model, not a curated record. Gene Ontology annotation, cellular component: nucleolus; site of double-strand break; checkpoint clamp complex. The transcript has a single exon. Lineage: Eukaryota; Euglenozoa; Kinetoplastea; Trypanosomatida; Trypanosomatidae. Gene Ontology annotation, biological process: nucleotide-excision repair; meiotic DNA integrity checkpoint signaling; mitotic intra-S DNA damage checkpoint signaling.